UACCAUAUUCUCUUUUGUUUCUUCUACUCACAACCGCCACCGCCAUCGCCAUCAGGCCCAUCACCAUGACCAUGUAGACUCUUUUCCCCUCUCUUACUCUCUCUCUCUCUCUCUCUCUCUCUCUCUCUCUAGCUCUCUGAGCUACAAGACGUUCUUUUCCUACAACAAAGCACUGCAAAAUAACGACGCUUUUGAACUCCAACCACCACAAUGCCACCUAUCAAUCUGCUGAUGAUCCUCUUGCUCACGUUGCUCUACUUCACCACCACCGCCACUUGUUACCGCCACCUCCUCCACCAGCCCCUUUUCCCCUUAGAGUCUUCCCCUCCAACCCAACCGCCAUCCUUCUCUCCCCAAUCCCACCCAACCCAAAUUCCCAAACUACCCUUCUCUUCCUCCUCCUCAACCCCUCCCCUAAAACCUUUCUUUCCCUCCUCCUCCUCUCACUCCCCACCGCCCCCUCCCUCCCCUACUUCCCUCACCUCCUUCCCCGCCAACAUUUCCUCUAUCCUCUUUCCCAAAAACUCCUCCUCCUCCUCUUCCCACCGCCACGUCAUUGCCAUCGCCAUCUCUGUUUCUGUCACUGCCUUCAUCAUCAUCGCCUCCGCCGCCGCAUUUCUGUACUACCGUCGACGCCGGCAGCCUAACGAUACCAUACCCGACGAUAAGGCCUCCAUAAACGACAGUCUCCGUCUGUUCCCGCCAAACACCGCCUCCUCCGACGCGGUUCACAAUCAUCGUAGUAGUACGCCCAAUACCAGCAGAGAGUUCCUCUACCUCGGAACCUUAGUUAGUCCCCGACGAGGAACCGACCAGGAAAACGUCGCGAACACGAGCAAUGCGAGCUUGGCGUUCGGGGUGUCGAGCCACUCUGCCUCGCCGCCGUAUCAGAGACUGGGCUCGCCGGAGCUGAAGCCGCUUCCGCCACUUCCCAAGCACAAUUUCAGACGGAGCUUCAAGAAUUCCCAGCUGGGUUCCGAUGACGAUGAAGAGGAGUUCUUUUCUCCCAGAGGGUCUUCCGCGAGUCCCAAACAUGGUAGCGGAAGAAUAACAAGCCCUGACAGAGUGUUUAAGGCCGUCGAUGGCGUAAACUUCGGAAGUAGAAGCUUCAAUUCGAAAACUGCGUCAUACCCAUGUUCGAAAUCUGCUUCCCCAGCAAGUUCUUGGUCUCACACGGUCUCGCCGGCGUUGAAUUUGAGCCCCAGAAACUUGAAAUCGAAGUCGCCGGACUUAGUAAUCAAUUUCUCAGCUCCGUCGCGGCCUCCUCCGCUACCAAUAUCAUCGUCCCCAUGCUUCUCUUCGUCGUCCUCAAGAAAUUCUGAACAUAUCGGGCUGAAGAACCACUCUCCAGAGAGAAAUAAGAGUUUUUUUCCGAUAAGACUUCCCCCUCCGCCUCCGCCACUGCCACCACCGAGGUUUUGGGAAGCCCCAGCGGGUCCAAGUCACAACACAGGGCCACCGGUUCUUAUCACUCCUUCACGGCCGGCUGUGCCUCAGAAUUCGGGACCCAUUUUGGCGGGUGAAAGUGAAGAGAGCAAUGAGAUGGUGGAAAAGAAUGAGGAGACUCCAACAAAGCCAAAACUGAAACCUUUACAUUGGGAUAAAGUUAGGGCCAGCUCAGACCGCGCCAUGGUGUGGGAUCACUUGAAAUCCAGCUCUUUUCAGUUGAAUGAGGAGAUGAUUGAGACAUUGUUUAUGGUAAACAAUUCGACUUUGACACCGAAUGACAAUGUCCGGCGACAGAUUCUUUCUUCUGUGAAUCAGGAGAACCGCGUGCUUGAUCCGAAGAAGUCUCAGAACAUUGCAAUUUUGUUGAGGGCACUUAAUGUUACCAUUGAUGAAGUCUGCGAAGCGCUUUUGGAAGGUAAUUCAGAUGGACUUGGGACAGAACUGCUCGAAAGUCUAUUAAAGAUGGCUCCAACCAAAGAGGAAGAACGGAAACUAAGAGAGUUCAAAGAUGAAUCACCGUUUAAGCUUGGCCCAGCUGAGAAAUUUCUGAAGGCGGUGCUCGAUAUACCUUUCGGGUUUAAGAGGGUGGAUGCAAUGCUCUACAUUUCCAAUUUUGAUUCAGAAAUAGAUUAUCUGAAAAGGUCUUUCGAGACUGUGGAGGCAGCUUGCGAAGAAUUAAGGAACAGCAAAAUGUUCCUGAAGCUUCUUGAAGCGGUGCUCAAAACUGGGAACCGGAUGAAUGUUGGCACUAACCGUGGCGAUGCCCAUGCCUUCAAGCUAGACACACUUCUCAAGCUUGUAGAUGUGAAGGGAACAGAUGGGAAAACUACUCUCUUACAUUUUGUUGUGCAGGAAAUCAUCAGAGCUGAAGGUUCUUGUCUCUCUGGCAUGAAUCAGAAUAAAAUAGCUGAGGAAAGCCAACAAACUUCCUUCCGGGACGAUGUCGAGUUUAGGAAGCUUGGCCUGCAAGUUGUUUCAGGAUUGAGUGGGGAGCUCACCGGUGUAAAGAAGGCUGCUACGAUGGAUUCAGAUGUACUUAGCAAUGAAGUUGCAAAAAUUGCUGCUGGAAUUACGAAAAUAGCAGAAGUUGUAAAAUUGAUCGAAGGCAGUGCAUCAAAGGAGAGUAGCAAAAAGUUCUUCGAGUCCAUGAGCGGGUUCUUGAACAAGGCAGGGGAAGAAAUUGUAAGGAUUCAAGCUCAAGAGAAAGUUGCAUUCUCUAUGGUAAAGGACUUAACAGAAUAUUUCCAUGGGAACUCAGUUAGGGAAGAAGCUCAUCCCUUCCGAAUUUUCACGGUGGUGAGAGAUUUUCUUUCUAUUCUAGAUCAGGCGUGCAAGGUAGUCGGAAAAGUUAACGAAAGAACUAUAGUUGGGUCAGCCCGUCAAUUCCCCAGGGUUCCGAAUGCAACCCUUCCACCGUUUUUUCCAGGGCUCGGUGCAAAGCAGCAUUAUGGUUCCUCGGAUGAUGAAACCGAACUUCGACAUAGUGCUUGAUUUUACGCUGGCUGGAGCAUUUGAUGGAUUGAUUACCGUUUUAGGUUAAGCACCCUUCCUUGUACUUAUAUAUAUGAUACACACAAGAUUUUGGAAUUGUUCAUCUUGUGUUAUAUAUAGGGGAAAUUAGAUCAGAAGAUGUAAUAAGUUGUAGUAGCACAAUAUUUUGGUCUGAUGUGUAAAUUUAUUUAGUUAUAUUUAAAGCUUGUGGUUCGCCAA
Messenger RNA from Pyrus x bretschneideri (Chinese white pear), 3159 nucleotides. RefSeq names its product formin-like protein 2. NCBI's taxonomy places the organism in Eukaryota, Viridiplantae, Streptophyta, Magnoliopsida, Rosales, Rosaceae. The record is from RefSeq and is a predicted model, not a curated record. Gene Ontology annotation, biological process: actin cytoskeleton organization; actin nucleation. The transcript is spliced from 4 exons. Gene Ontology annotation, molecular function: actin filament binding. Bases 211 to 2940 code for a protein of 909 amino acids.